This is a messenger RNA of Ochotona curzoniae (black-lipped pika), 3038 nucleotides long. RefSeq names its product interferon-induced GTP-binding protein Mx2-like. The record is from RefSeq and is a predicted model, not a curated record. Lineage: Eukaryota; Metazoa; Chordata; Mammalia; Lagomorpha; Ochotonidae. Gene Ontology annotation, biological process: defense response to virus. The coding region runs from base 410 to 2545 and encodes 711 amino acids. Gene Ontology annotation, molecular function: GTPase activity; microtubule binding; GTP binding. Gene Ontology annotation, cellular component: cytoplasm; microtubule; nucleus. The transcript has 13 exons.
UUGGGGAGGCCAGCACGUAGCCAGGACUCUACAGGGAGGCAGUGCAGGGGCAGAGCUCAUCUGCGCCCCGCUGUGGCACUGCCCACAGGCUGGCUGUGGCUUGCUCUGAGAGGCACUCCCUUCGUUCUCCUGCCCAUUUUGAGCCACCGGGAGCCAAUGCCCAGCGGUGCCAUGGCCCAGGACAAGACGCUGUCCCUGGAGAGUGCGGAGUUACUGCCCCCAGCAUCUUGCCCAGGGCCUGUAGACAGCCCAUUUGGGCUUGGGGGGCUACCAAGAGCCCCUCCUCCGUGUGUGAGAAGGAGGGGGCACCGAGUCAGGUAGGUGACAUGGGGCCUCUCUCACCUGUGUCCGCAGAGCAACAGGAGGAAGUUGGAGGACCUGAGUGGAGGCUGUGACACAGACGUGGCCAAUGUCUAAGCUGCACAGGAUCCAACAGCAAAGGAAGCACAGUUCCCCCCGCUCCCAGCAGCACCCCGAGCAAGAGACAACAUUCUUACGGCCCAUGGACCAGACGUUUGUCCCAAUGUCAAGAGAAGUGCAGUCUUCCCCACCCUGGCUGAAGGAAAUGAAUGUCCCUGCUCCCCUCCCUGAAAACAUCAGCUUUCUGAGCUUGAGCGAGCAGCAGACCCCGAAGGCCAAGGAGUCCGAGUGCAACCUGUACAACGUGUACGAGCAGAAGGUGCGCCCCUGCAUCGACCUCAUCGACUCCCUGCGGGCCCUGGGCGUGGAGCAGGACCUGGCCCUGCCCGCCAUCACCGUCAUCGGGGACCAGAGCUCUGGCAAGAGCUCCGUGCUGGAGGCUCUGUCGGGCGUGGCCCUCCCCAGAGGCAGCGGAAUCAUCACCAGGUGUCCUCUGGAGCUGAAAAUGAAGAAGCAGCCGUGGGAUCAGGCCUGGAAUGGGACAAUCAGCUACCGGGGAGUGCGGCUAACGCUGAAGGACCCCUCGCAUGUGGAGAGAGAGAUCCGAAAAGCCCAGGACAUCAUCGCUGGCAGCGACAUGGGCAUCAGCCAUGAGCUCAUCUCCCUGGAGAUCACGUCGGGCGAGGUGCCUGACCUGACCCUCAUCGACCUGCCCGGCAUAGCCAGGCUGCCCGUGGGCAAUCAGCCCCAGGACAUUGGCAAGCAGAUCAAGGCGCUCAUCCGGAAGUACAUCCAGAGGCAGGAGACCAUCAACCUGGUGGUGGUGCCCUGCAACGUGGACAUCGCCACCACGGAGGCGCUGAGCAUGGCCCGGGAGGUGGACCCCGACGGGGACCGGACCAUAGGAGUCCUGACCAAACCAGAUCUCGUGGACAGGGGCACCGAGACCGGCAUCCUGCAGGUGAUGCAAAACCUCACGUACCACCUCAAGAAGGGCUACAUGAUGGUGAGGUGCCGGGCCCAGCAGGAGAUCCUCAACGAACUGACCUGUGCUGAGGCGAUCAAGAAAGAAAUGCAGUUCUUCCAAACGCAUCCAUACUUCAGAGUCCUCCUGGAAGACGGGCAAGCCACGGUGCCCUGCCUGGCCAAGAGACUGACCAAGGAACUCAGUAUGCACAUCAGAAGAUCCCUGCCGCUGUUGGAAACCCAGAUAAGAGAGCGCUACCAGCAGGCCACUGAGGAACUGUGCCAGUAUGGGGAGGACAUCCCCAAGCUGGAGGUCGACAAGAUUCUCUUCCUGAUUAAGAAAGUCAAGUUGUUUAACAAGGACAUUGAGAAGUUGGUGGAGGCGGAGGAGCUUGUACAAGGCAAGGAGACACGCAUGUACCACAAGGUCCGUGAGGAGUUCAAGGCCUGGGACAGCAUGCUGAGUAGCAACAACCAGCAAGCGAAAAACAGCAUCCAGGCAGAAAUCUCCAAAUACGAAAGCCAGUACCGGGGGAAGGAGCUUCCUGGCUUCAUCAGCUACAAGACCUUUGAGAGCAUCGUACAGCAGCACAUCAGGCAGCUGCUCAGCCCUGCGCUGCAGGUGGUCCUCAAAACCGCCGAAAUCGUCCAUCAGGCUUUCUGUGAAGUGGCUGUCAAGCAUUUCAACGACUUCUUCAACCUUCAUCAGAUGGUCCAGAACAAGAUCAAGAACUUAAAAGAGGUACAAAUGGAGAAGGCAGAGCGCAUGGUGCGGCUGCAGUUUGACAUGGAAGGACUCAUCUACUGCCAGGACAAGAUCUACAGCGCGGUUCUCCAGGACGUCCGCCAGGAGGCGUCUCAGCCCCUGGCGAAGCCAGCACAGACCCUCCCCAUGGCCAUCCUGGGGACGCCCAGCAACCCAUCUGCCGUCUCCUGCAAGACUGAAAUCGCCACCCAUGUGGAGGCAUAUUGCUUGGAAGCCAGCAAGCGUCUUUCCAACCAGAUCCCGCUGCUGGUUCAGUUCUUCAUCCUCUGGGAGAACGGCGACUACCUGCAGAAAACCAUGAUGGAGAUGCUGCAGGAGAAGGACAAGUGUGCCUGGCUGCUGCAGGAGCACGGCGAGAUGGCCACCAAGCGGCAGCUGCUCAAGGACAGGAUCCACAGGCUCAGCCAGGCGCGCAGCAGGCUCUGGCAGUUCUCCAAAGAGGGGACACCCUGAAGGGGUCCCGGUGCCUCCAGGCAGCACCCUGAGCUGCAUCUGCCACUGGCUCCUGCCCUCACGUUCUCAUGCCACAGGCACUGCCCAGCGUGGGGCUGGGCAGUCUCCCAGAGCACAGGGGCCAUGUAAUGACAGCUCAGGGCUGUAAGGGGCUGGGAUGGUCCAGGACCGUCUCUGCCAUCCAGACCUUAGGAGCUUCGGCUGUCACUUUCAGGGAUGGAGGGGGAUACAGAGGGAACCUCCUCCCACAGUUGCAGCCCUGGAGGCUCCCAGUCCCUAGAGGCACCUAUCCCUCCCUCUGCCAGCCAAAUUCCCAUGGCAGGGGCCUCUGUGACAUCCCAAAAAGGAAUUUUAACAAGGCAAAGCAUUUUACUGGACUUGGAACUUCACACCAAACCAGAGGCCCACAUGGUAGGGAGGGCGGGUAGCUGUGUUUUCUUCUCGAUGCUGUGCUGUUUCUCAAAGGUCAGACAAUAAAAAUUAUGCUUCGCUA